Messenger RNA from Ylistrum balloti, 1087 nucleotides. RefSeq names its product S-crystallin SL11-like. The record is from RefSeq and is a predicted model, not a curated record. Gene Ontology annotation, biological process: glutathione metabolic process. The transcript has 7 exons. Gene Ontology annotation, molecular function: glutathione transferase activity. Lineage: Eukaryota; Metazoa; Mollusca; Bivalvia; Pectinida; Pectinidae. The coding region runs from base 1 to 882 and encodes 293 amino acids.
AUGGCUCAAGUUGAUGUAGUCAUUGACACUGUUCAAGACUUAGAUCAAGAGAGGUAUAAAGGAUUUUUUGAAAAAGACGAAGCGAAAAAGGCCGAACUGAUGAAGACAUUUCAAAGUAAAACAGUAACGAGGUUCAUGAAGAUCUUCGCGGAAAUUCUUGGGAAGGAAAAGUGGAUGGUUGGACCAUUGAUCAAGCUCGCUGUACAGACAUACCUGCUCUCAUACACUGAUUCAACGUCGAACAGCAUGGUGAAAUAUACCGUCAUAUAUUUUGAAUCUCCCGGAAGGGCCGAGGUGACCAGAUUGGCAUUGGCAGCUGCUGGGGCUGAUUUCGAGGAUGUACGUCUGACAUCAGAAGAAUGGCAAAAACGGAAACCAAAUACGCCACAGGGUCAGCUCCCUAUUCUGGAGGUAGAAUACUCUGCAGGUAAAAAGGUGACGUUUCCUCAGAGCGGUGCAAUAGCUCGCUGUGUAGCCCGUGACCUUGAUCUCUAUGGAAAAACUCCUGAAGAAAACACCGAAGUGGACGUUGUACUAGAAACCUUAAAUGACCUUUUUAAUGACCUCAUUAAAAUUUUCUUUGAAAAGGACGAGAAAAAGAAGGAUGAAUUAAAAGCUGCUUUGGGAGAAACGGUUAUUCCGAAAUAUGUGGAACACUUCGAAAAUAUCAAAGGGAAAAAAGAAUGGAUGGUUGGAUCAGCGAUGACAAUCGCCGAUCUAGCUGUGUUCAGUAUAUUUGACCAACUCCCGGUAACGUUCGGUGAAAAUUCAGUCAAAAGGUUUCGUGACAGCAAAACUCUUCCAGGUCUUUCCGAGAAGGUGGCUGCUAAUGAAAACGUGAAGAAAUAUCUUGAGAAGCGUCCUAAGCCAAAAUCGCAAUGAAUACAGUGAUCAUUUUCAAAUAAACACUAUAAUGUAAAUACAUACCUUUCCUGUUCAUCGUUGUGUAAUCCAUCUGAAUCGUAAAAAAUGAACAUUGUGAAUAUGUCUAUAUUUAGUAAAUGAUCAAUGAAGUAAUAGCAACAGUAAGGACAAGCGAAUUGUCAAAUUGUCGAGGCAACCUGCCCCUUUAUCAAGAUACAAUACA